ACUUGCCUGUAGAAUAAUAUAAGCUAAACUACAGACUGGAGAGCGUUCUGUAUCUUUUUGUUUGAAUUUUAUUAUUUUCCUUACAGCAUAUUGUCAGCGAGGUGGAACUUGGAACCAAGAAGAUUGACCGCUACAAGAGUUCGUAUGUUGAUUUCUUCAAGUAUGCCAUGAAAAAUCUGAAAGCCGCGAUGUCUGUGUCUGGCGGGUACAAAGGGUUUAGUAGCUCUGUCUCCAUUGACUUUGAAAGGUUCACAGCAUCCAUGACAAGUGGCACUUCAUUUGGAAGUGAAAAAGUUGUGUUUCGGUGUGGUACACGAAACAAGCCUGAGCCCAUUGGAUUGAAGUUGAUUUCCAUUGACCGGGCAUUUGACGACAGCUUCUUCAAGGCACUCAGUAAGAAAUACCAAUGUCAGAAUUUGGCACAACGGAGGACGAACGUGAAAAAGAUUUUGAAAGAAUACCCAGGCUUAGAAGGAGCUAAAACGUAUCCUCGAGAUCCUACAGUCCGCAUUCCUCUAACUUGGCCACUGGGCAAAUAUGGACUUCCUAUGGCAAAAUCAGGAUGUCCAAACGGAGGUUUUUGGCACACGGGCUGGCGAUACCACGACACUGAAGAUAAAGACCCAAGCAAUUAUUGGUCAAACCCCUACGAUUUGGCGGGACAUGUUGGCAAAAGUAACAUGGAGCAAAAGUUCUGUAUGAAGAUAAGGUUUCGAACAUCCACAUAUAAUUUGCCAUGGCCUAAAGGAAAAUACUGCAUCUUCAAAAAAGAAUAUUGCCCCGCAGAUUUCGAGGAGGCAUACGUUCGUUGGGAUGAUGAAGAUGACAAUAACAAUAACAAAAGAGGUGGCACGCUUCCGAAAGGUUAUUAUAACGGUAACACUCGCAUCGAAUAUUGCUGCCGUACGGAUGGAGAUGCCACAGAAGCCAUUCGCCUCCCAACUGGCUCACCGUUUGUGCUGAUAAAGGCUAACACCCACCUCUGUCAGGAAGUGGAUGGAAUGACACAUAGAUCAGAGUACUUUGCCUGGGACACCGAAGAUAAAGAUCCGCAAGCCAACAUUCACGGACCGAUCAAUGCUGAGUUGGGUGCAAACCGUAAUAUAAAAGUUCACUACUGUUAUUACAGACCUAUCUGAUGCCUCAAGAAGAUUUCGCCUUGCUUUUAGACAUUAGAAGCGAACAAGAAAAAUAAAGGGAAAGUAAAUUGUAAACUAGCGUCAGUGUACGUUUUUGAG
Molecule: messenger RNA, 1238 nt
Organism: Pocillopora damicornis (cauliflower coral)
Lineage: Eukaryota; Metazoa; Cnidaria; Anthozoa; Scleractinia; Pocilloporidae
Source: RefSeq, a predicted model, not a curated record